Messenger RNA from Ilex paraguariensis (yerba mate), 663 nucleotides. Lineage: Eukaryota; Viridiplantae; Streptophyta; Magnoliopsida; Aquifoliales; Aquifoliaceae. The record is from the annotation of a GenBank genome assembly.
AUGAUGGAAGAGCCCGGGAAGCUGAAACGAGCAUUGAUAGAUGCUACGGCAGGGGCGAUCUCCGGCGGUGUGUCUCGUACAGUAACGUCUCCAUUAGAUGUCAUUAAGAUCAGAUUCCAGGUUCAGCUGGAACCCACUUCAUCAUGGGCCUUGCUACACAAAGAUGUAUAUGUAAGAUCGAAAUAUACUGGGAUGUUGCAAGCAACCAAAGACAUCUUUAGAGAGGAAGGUUUCCGGGGUUUCUGGCGUGGUAAUGUCCCAGCUCUUCUUAUGGUUAUGCCAUAUACUUCCAUACAAUUCACAGUGUUGCAUAAAUUGAAGACAUUUGCAUCUGGUUCUUCCAAGAAAGAACAUCACAUUCGUAUAAGUCCUUACCUGUCUUAUAUCAGCGGAGGAUUAGCCGGAGCUGCAGCUACUGUUGGAUCAUAUCCAUUUGAUCUUCUAAGAACCAUUUUGGCUUCCCAGGGUGAGCCAAAGGUGUAUUUGAACAUGAGGUCUGCAUUAGUCGAUGUAAUCAGAACUCGUGGCUUUCAAGGGUUGUAUGCUGGAUUGUCAACUACUUUGGUUGAGAUUGUUCCUUAUGCUGGGAUGCAGUUUGGAACCUAUGAUACAUUCAAGCGCUGGACCAUGGGAUCGUCCCAUGUACGAAUAUGUCCAAUAUAG